Messenger RNA from Oldenlandia corymbosa var. corymbosa, 1860 nucleotides. The record is from the annotation of a GenBank genome assembly. Lineage: Eukaryota; Viridiplantae; Streptophyta; Magnoliopsida; Gentianales; Rubiaceae.
CAACAAGCCAAUUUCCACUUACCUUCCCUUUGAUGACUUCAUAAAUCUCUUCUAUUUUUCUUUUCCUUUUUUCUUUUGUUUUAUUCUUUCUUUACUUGGAGUAGUACUUUAUCUAUAUAUACAUGCAUGACCCAUAAGAAUUGAAACAAAUUCUAUUUUUUUUGCUCAAUUUAAUACUUCCUACUCCAGAGACUCUCUUCUCAUCUCUGAAAUUUUGCAGCUUCCUUCUCUCAUUGAUAAAGGUCUUUCUCAAAGUCUCUUAAGUCAAAUCUAUAGAAAUCAUCAUCUUCAUCAUCAACAUGUCUGAAAAGAAGGUGAAAUUUCCUUCCCAGUCUCUUUUAUAUGUUCUUAUCAUGUGUUGUUUGUUCCCCUUAAUCGAUAAUCAAGUUUGGAAUUAUUUAUUUAAUCAAUUCUCUGGUUUGAUUCACUUUGAGCCCAUCUGUCUUUGUUCUGUUUCUGGGUUGGGUUCAGUUAGCCAUGGAAAUUUCUGGGAAGAAAUUAGGAGACUUUCUUGUAUUUUAGACUUUUACAGUUGACUUCUUCCCUGGUCUUUCAAAAACAAUAUCUCCCUCUUAUAAAGCCUGAACCUUUUUCUUCUAGAUUUCUGCAAUUCUUAUUUGUUACCCAUGGCCAGAAGUUUUAAAAUCUCGUUUGUUUUAAUGUAUUACUCGUUUCUGAGUGGAAAAGACUAAAUGAUCAAAAUAAAACACUAAAACAGAGUACCCUGUUUGCCUUUCUGAAUGGAUGAUCAAAAUAAAGCAUGACGAUGAUGAUGAAUCACUCGUAAUUGCUAGUUGAUCUUUGAUUAUUUUUCGAUUGAUUCGGAGGAUCUGUUAAAAUUUGUUUCUGAUUGUUCAAUAUCCAUGGUUUCAGAAGCUAGUGGUGAAGGUAUUCAUAAAUGACGAGAAGGACAAACAGAAGGUUAUGAAAACAGUUUCAAGUCUCGAAGGGAUUGAUUCUCUGAAUAUGGACAAAGACUGGAAAUUAACCGUGACAGGGGAUUUUGAUCCCGUCAAAGUUGUGAGCAAAUUGAGGAAGAAGAAGUGGAAUGUUGAAAUAAUUACAGUUGGACCAGCAAAAGAGCCUGAAAACAAGAAGAAAGAAGAUGAAAACAAGAAGAAAGAAGAUGAAAACAAGAAGAAAGAGGAAGAAAAGAAGAAGAAAGAAGAUGAAAUCACGGCAGAGCUGCUGAAAAAUUACAAAGAUUAUUACGCUAAAUACCUGGCUCAGGCACACCAACAUUAUUAUGUUCCCCCCACAGGAUAUUACACUCCCUACAAGGCUCAGGAUCAAUAUAGUAAUUAUCAUCUCAGCCAAGAAGAGAACCCGAAUUCCUGUGUAAUCUCUUAAUUUGGGUGAUGAUCAAGAACCUUUUCUGAAAGGGGAAAUGUAUUGAUUGGAGUUAAAAGGUAAAAGGGUGUUUUGAAAAUGGCAAGAUUGUUGUUUGUAUGUGAUAUGUAUAUAAUUGUGGAGGAUGAAUACCAUUGCUGCCUUUUGCUGAGCAGAAAGGGGAAGAGGGAAUAAAGUUUUAGGACACCCUUUGAUAUGAUGAACAUCAUGAUUGAUAAGCAACUUCAUUUUUGUACAUAGAUGGAAAUGCAGAUUUUAGUACUACUUAAGAAAAAAGAAACCUCUGUAAGGGAUUCAGACUCCAUUCCUUGAAUCCAUUUCCGGCAAAACAAACAGCUCCUUAAAUCUUGUUCCAAUGGUUUCAAUUUUAGUUUCAAAUUUUCAUGAUUUGAUUUGGAUUCCACGAUGAAGUUUCAUUGUAUUUGUUUCUCACAUUUUUUUAUUUUUUAUUUUUAAAAAAACUUGACACAGGCGCCUUUAUAACUAAUACCAAACACCUUAAAAAAGCAU